Molecule: messenger RNA, 2130 nt
Organism: Gossypium arboreum
Lineage: Eukaryota; Viridiplantae; Streptophyta; Magnoliopsida; Malvales; Malvaceae
Exons: 5
Coding region: 1132-1842 (236 amino acids)
Cellular component (GO): mitochondrion; nucleoplasm
Molecular function (GO): cadherin binding
Source: RefSeq, a predicted model, not a curated record
UUCCGAUUAUUAUUAUUAAACCCUAAAAUAAUAUUGAAGGCAAAUGCAGGAGCUUUCCGUAUCAGAUCAGAAGUUAAGAUAUUUCAUAAAAUUCAUCCAAAUUAACGGAGAAACGUUUGAAUAUUGAAACAGAUCUUGCUUAAGGUUGAGGUUGUUAACUGAUAGCAGAUGCCUAGAGAUAUGUCAAGAUUGCGAUCUCGCUCACCCUCUUAUAGGCGUAGACAAUCGCCAUCUCCUGUAAGGCAUAGAUACGGAAGGAGAAGCCGAAGGGAUAGAAGCCUAUCGCCAUAUUCAUCUUAUUCUCAUAGCAGGUGAUCCCGUUUAUAUUCAUUCUGUUUAUAUUAAUUUGUUAAUGUACGAGAUACCGUAAGGAAUUUUGUAAGAAAGGUUGGAACACUGGAAUUAUUCUUGCGGAUUGGAAUUACAAAUUCUUGAAGUUUAUGUGUAAGCAGCCUGUACUUAUUUGUAUAUCUUUUGGUGCUCUUUCGGAUUUACUGAAAGACUAUGUAGCUUGCUUUCUGUUUACAAUUAUGAUCAUAUUUUUUAGAAUCAGAUCCUAGACAAGAAUCUGGUAAUGAGUGGCAAUUAGAUUUUUGAAUGCGCUAAAUUUGGAGGUGCUGCUGCGGUUGAGGAUGUGGUGUUGGCUUUUUGUAUAACAGGGCUUUCAGUUUCAUUUACAUUGCAGUUAAACAUGUUUUGUUAUGCGCGUGGUGCUUUUCUGUACAGAUGGCUUCACUGCCUGACUUCCUUGAGUACAUUAUUAUAUAUUUAUGUUUAAUAAUCACCCUUCUGAUAAAGAAGUGUUGCUGAAUUAUUCCAAUAAAGUUUGAUGGUGUAUUAUUAAAUAUCUUCUAUGAAAUUAUCAAUGUCUUGGUGAGCAUUUGAUGUGUGAGGAACUUUCCUUUUGCUUGGGAAAAUGGAAAUAUCAAAUAUGCUAAAUACAAAUAGAUUUGGAGCAAAGUAUAGAGAAUUCUAUGACAGUGAUAGGAAGCAUGCUCUUCGUUAGAACAUUAAAGACAAAGUUCUUCCCAUCACUUGAGAUGGGUGCUGUGGGUUCCUUUCGUUGCUCGAAUGUAACAUUUUCUUCUUCAUGUCAUAAAUGACGGAGCUCAAUGCUUAUCUUAACAAUGUAUGAGAAGAAAGAGUCGUUCCAUUAGUCCACGGUGCAACAAAAGCCGUUCUCCCUCUGCAAGACGUCAUAAAAGUCGUUCUCCAACUCCAAAGCAUUAUAAGAGGCAAAGAAGUAGGAGUUCUUCAUUGUCUCCUACUCAUAAAUCAUCUAGCCCAAAUCUUGGGUCAAUAGACUGCAAAAAUGCUUGUGAGAAACUGAAAAAAGAAGAGGAAGAGAGGAAAAGGCGUCAACAAGAAGCAGAGUUGAAACUCAUAGAAGAAGAGACUGCUAAGAGAGUGGAAGAAGCAAUUCUGGAAAAGGUUGAAGAGAGAUUGAAUUCCGAGGAAAUCAAGCAGGAAAUUCAGAAGCGAUUAGAGGAGGGACGGAGAAGACUUAAUGAUGAAGUUGCAAUUCAACUUGAAAAAGAAAAGGAAGCUGCCCUUCUUGAGGCUAGGCAAAAAGAGGAGCAAGCUCGAAAAGAGAAAGAGGAGUUGGAAAAGAUGCUCGAAGAGAACCGGAAGAGGGUGGAAGAAGCUCAAAGAAGGGAAGCACUGGAACAGCAGCGAAGGGAGGAGGAACGGUAUCGAGAACUAGAGGAGCUUCAAAGACAAAAGGUGGAGGCAAUGAAAAGGAAGAAGCAACAGGAGGAGGAAGAACGUUUAAACCAGAUGAAAUUACUGGGAAAGAACAAACUGCGACCGAAGUUGUCUUUCGCACUCGGUUCAAAAUGAUAGAAUCCGAAAAGUUGUUACUCUACGUUGUAAUAGUUGUGUUGUCUGUCCAGUUUUGAAGUUGAAUUCUAUUACGGCUUGCUCAGGGUUCAGACUCGAAAGCUGGGGAUAGAUUCGCUAAGAGUGAAGCUCUUGACUGGUUAAGUUAGGGCUAGUUUAGUAUUGGUGCCCAAAAAAAAGUUUUAGGUUGAAAUAUAUUUUGAUUGUUAGCAUGUGGGCUGAAAAAAAUACUUAGUAAUGCUGUGAAAAAAUGUUUAUGAGAAUAAUAAAGUUAUCAUUAUUCCAAAA